Closterium sp. Yama58-4 is the source of this 666-nucleotide messenger RNA. NCBI's taxonomy places the organism in Eukaryota, Viridiplantae, Streptophyta, Zygnematophyceae, Desmidiales, Closteriaceae. The record is from the annotation of a GenBank genome assembly.
AUGUUGAGAAUCGCAAAUUCCCCCUGGCGGCAAAGUGCGAGUACCGCCGGAGCGUCGCUGGGAGCACCUGCCUUCACCGGCAAGCCGGUGGUGAGCGCCGCGCCGCGCUUUCCUUCCUCCGCUGGCACGGCGGUGGCGAGCGAGGGGGCGAGCGCAAGCGAGGUGGUGAGCACGGGAGCGAGCGUGGAGAGCGAGUUGGUGAAAGCGGACCUCUUUGUGCCCACAGGUGUGCUCGUCGGCUCGCUCGCUCGACCCUACCUUGUGACCUUCAACCCGGGUCUCUGCAGCAGCAUAACCGUGCCCGGACCCGGGGGGGCGAAAAACGGCGGCGGCGGCGGCAAAGUGGAUGCGCUUGCGUUGUGGUACUCGGUUACAGAUCUUGCGAACCGCCCUCCAUGCAAGGCGCUGCAUGUGUUCACGACGGACUCCUGCUCGGGCAAAGCGGCGGGGAAAGUCUUCAACGAUGGUCGUGGCAUGAUGAGGCCCUUCAAGUUGCUCCCAUCAGUGAAGUCCGUCCGCUGCGUUAUCUACAACAUCUGCCAAUGGGCCAAGUGCCAGGCACACUCCAAUAGCCUCCCCUCCCACCUAGCCCUUUCCUGUGCCACUGCUGUGCUGAGAGAGCUCCUGCAGACACCAGCCUCUGGAGAGAGGAGCCUCUGCAGAUGA